This is a messenger RNA of Pochonia chlamydosporia 170, 1770 nucleotides long. Its product is annotated as dihydroxyacetone kinase (DakA). Gene Ontology annotation, biological process: glycerol catabolic process. Lineage: Eukaryota; Fungi; Ascomycota; Sordariomycetes; Hypocreales; Clavicipitaceae. Gene Ontology annotation, cellular component: cytosol. The record is from RefSeq and is a predicted model, not a curated record. The coding region runs from base 1 to 1770 and encodes 589 amino acids. The transcript has 2 exons. Gene Ontology annotation, molecular function: ATP binding; glycerone kinase activity.
AUGUCCUCCAAACACUUCAUCAACGACCCAACCCUCCUCGUCAACACCGCCCUCCACAGCCUAACCCUCACCAACCCCAACGUCGCUCUCGACCCCGACUCCAAAAUCAUCUACCGCCGCCCAUCCCAUGCCGCCCCCCAAGUAUCAAUCAUCUCCGGCGGAGGAUCCGGCCACGAGCCCUCCUUCGCCGCCAUGGUCGGACCAGGCAUGCUCUCCGCCGCCGUAGCAGGCACCAUCUUCGCCAGCCCGUCUGCCGAACAGGUCCGCACGGGCAUCACCUCCCGCGUCGACACCUCCAAGGGUGUCCUGGUCGUGGUCAUGAACUACACCGGCGAUGUGCUCAACUUUGGAAUGGCCGUCGAGAAAGCCAAGGCCAGUGAGCUGAAUGUCGAAAUGGUAGUGGUAGGCGAUGACGUCGGCGUGGGGAGAGCAAAAGCCGGCAAAGUAGGACGCAGAGGUAUCGCCGGCACGGUCUUGGUGUUGAAGAUCGCUGGUGCUCUGGCCGCGCAGGGACGGUCUUUGGAUGAAGUCGCCAAGGUGGCUAGGCUGACGGCUGAUAAUAUCGUCAGCGUGGGAGCUAGUCUGGAGCAUGUCCACGUUCCGGGGAGGGCGGUCGACGCGCAGGAAGAUAAGUUGGCGCAGGGGGAGAUUGAGAUUGGAAUGGGCAUUCACAAUGAACCUGGUUCGGAGAGGGCAGAGCUCAAUUUGCCGCAGUUGGUGGCCAAGAUGCUCGCCCAGCUGCUUGAUUCCAACGACAAGGACCGCGCCUUCUUGAACGUGAAUUCCAAUGAGGUGGUUUUGAUGAUCAACAACCUGGGCAGUGUGUCGGUGUUGGAAAUGGGCGGCAUUACUACCGAGGUUGUGUCACAGCUGGACUCCAAGUAUGGCAUUCACCCGGUUCGUGUUAUUUCGGGGACAUUCAUGACGAGUUUGAACGGGCUGGGGUUCAGCAUCUCGUUGCUCAAUGUGGUGAAUACGGAUAUUGGCGGCCCCGGAAUGAUUGAGUUGCUUGAUGCUGAUGCUGAAGUAACGGGGUGGUCAGCACCGAUUCGGAAAGAAACAUGGGAGGCCAAAAACACGGCUACCCGGACGGAUGAGAAGGGACAGAAUAAGGAGGUCAAGCCUAGUGGGUUGAAGAUGGAUACAAGCCUAGUCAAGGAGAGGUUGACCCUGGCGUUGGAGAGGGUUAUUGCAGCUGAGCCUGAAGUCACACGAUAUGAUACCGUCGUUGGCGAUGGCGACUGCGGCAUUGGUCUGAAGAGGGGAGCACAAGCCGUCCUCAAGCACAUCAACCAAAACACUCUCACAGACGACCCCCUCCUAACACUGGCAUCCAUCAUUCCCGUCGUCGAAUCCACCAUGGACGGUACAUCCGGUGCCCUGUAUGCCAUAUUCCUCAACGCCCUCGCCCAUGCUCUCCGGUCCCUACCGUCAGGAGACCUGAGCCCUUCCCUCUGGGCAAAGGCUCUCCAAGGCUCUUGCGACGCCCUGUCCAAGUACACGCCCGCUCGGCCCGGUGACAGAACCCUCGUAGAUGCACUGUAUCCCUUUGUGCAGGUCCUCGGCAAUACUGGAGAUGUGAAGCAGGCGGCGGAGGCGGCGAAGAAGGCUGCGGAUGAGACUAAGGGCAUGCAGGCUAGUCUGGGGAGGACAGUGUAUGUGGGUGGCAAGGGAUUUGAGCAGGUUCCUGACCCGGGGGCGUUUGGACUGGCUUGCUUCUUUGGCGGGUUGGCUGGGCUUAAGGGGGAUGAGGAAUGGGAGAGGGUGUGA